AUGACAGCAGCUAGAACUAUGUUGGCCCAGAACUGGAAAACUGAUACUCUACCUACAAUCAUGGAAUGGCAGACCAAAAUGAUGAAUUACGCAGACUUGGCUAGAUUGUCGGGGAAAAUACGGGACCAAGAUGAAAAGAAGUUUGUUGAAAAUUGGAGGGAGAAAACAUUUAAAUGUAUCGAGCGUGGAAAGAGUUUCAAUUCCAAGGCAACCCUUAGAUCACAUCAACAAACUCACACAGGGGAGAAACCAUUUAAAUGUAUGGAGUGUGGAAAGAGCUUCAGUCAGAAUAGAUAUGUUAAAAUGCACCAGAGGAUUCACACAGGGGAGAAACCAUAUAAAUGUAUCGAGUGUCAAAAGAGUUUUAGUGAUAGUGGAAGCCUUAGAAGACAUCAACGGACUCACACAGGGGAGAAACCAUUUAAAUGUUUGGAGUGCGGAAAGAGAUUUAGUGAAAAUGGAACACUUAGAACACAUCAACGGACUCACACAGGGGACAAACCAUUUAAAUGCCUGGAGUGCGGAAAGUGCUUCAGUCAGAAUGGAAGCCUUAAAACACAUCUACAGAUUCACACAGGGGAGAAACCAUAUAAAUGUUUGCAGUGUGGAAAGAGCUUCAGUUUCAAUGGAAACUUUAGAACACAUCUACAGAUUCACACAGGGGAGAAACCAUUUAAAUGUAUGGAGUGCGGAAAGAGCUUUAGUGAUAAUGGAAAACUUAGAAGACAUCAACAGACUCACACAGGAGAGAAACCAUUUAAAUGUAUGGAGUGUGGGAAACGUUUCACUGAUAGUGGAAACCUUAGAACACAUCAACGGACUCACACAGGGGAGAAACCAUUUAAAUGCCUGGAGUGCGGAAAGACCUUUACUGGUAAUGGAAACCUUAGAAGACAUCAACGGACUCACACAGGGGAGAAACCAUAUAAAUGCCUGGAGUGCGGAAUGUGCUUCAGUGAGAAUGGAGACCUUAAAUUACACCAGCGGAUUCACACAGGGGAGAAACCAUAUAAAUGUAUAGAGUGCGGAAUGAGCUUCAGUCAGAAUGGAAGCCUUAGAACACAUCAACGGACUCACACAGGGGAGAAACCAUAUAAAUGUAUAGAGUGCGGAAUGAGCUUUAGUGAGAAUGGAAGCCUUAGAAGACAUCAACGGACUCACACAGGGGAGAAACCAUUUAAAUGCCUGGAGUGCGGAAAGACCUUUACUGGUAAUGGAAACCUUAGAACACAUCAACGGACUCACACAGGGGAGAAACCAUUUAAAUGCCUGGAGUGCGGAAAGUGCUUCAGUCGUAAUGGAGACCUUAAAUUACACCAGUGGAUUCACACAGGGGAGAAACCAUAUAAAUGUAUAGAGUGCGGAAUGAGCUUCGGUGAUAAUGGAAGCCUUAGAACACAUCAACGGACUCACACAGGGGAGAAACCAUAUAAAUGUAUAGAGUGCGGAAUGAGCUUUAGUGAUAAUGGAAGCCUUAGAAGACAUCAAUGGACUCACACAGGGGAGAAACCAUAUAAAUGUAUAGAGUGUGGAAAGAGCUUUAGUGAUAAUGGAAGCCUUAGAAGACAUCAACGGACUCACACAGGGGAGAAACCAUAUAAAUGUAUAGAGUGUGGAAAGAGCUUUAGUGAUAAUGGAAACCUUAGAGGACAUCAACGGACUCACACAGGGGAGAAACCAUUUAAAUGCCUGGAGUGUGGAAAGUGCUUCAGUAGUAAUGGAUACUUUAAAUUACACCAGCGGACUCACACAGGGGAGAAACCAUAUAAAUGUAUAGAGUGCGGAAUGAGCUUUAGUGAUAAUGGAAGCCUUAGAACACAUCAACGGACUCACACAGGGGAGAAACCAUAUAAAUGUAUAGAGUGCGGAAUGAGCUUUAGUGAUAAUGGAAGCCUUAGAACACAUCAACGGACUCACACAGGGGAGAAACCAUAUAAAUGUAUAGAGUGCGGAAUGAGCUUUAGUGAUAAUGGAAGCCUUAGAACACAUCAACGGACUCACACAGGGGAGAAACCAUAUAAAUGUAUAGAGUGUGGAAAGAGCUUUAGUGUUAAUGGAAGCCUUAGAAGACAUCAACGGACUCACACAGGGGAGAAACCAUAUAAAUGUAUAGAGUGCGGAAUGAGCUUUAGUGAUAAUGGAAACCUUAGAACACAUCAACGGACUCACACAGGGGAGAAACCAUUUAAAUGCAUGGAGUGUGAAAAGAGCUUCAGUCACAGUGGAACCCUUAGAAGACAUCAGCAGACACACAGC
Molecule: messenger RNA, 2256 nt
Organism: Podarcis raffonei (Aeolian wall lizard)
Lineage: Eukaryota; Metazoa; Chordata; Lepidosauria; Squamata; Lacertidae
Product: oocyte zinc finger protein XlCOF6-like
Exons: 3
Biological process (GO): regulation of transcription by RNA polymerase II
Cellular component (GO): nucleus
Molecular function (GO): RNA polymerase II cis-regulatory region sequence-specific DNA binding; DNA-binding transcription factor activity, RNA polymerase II-specific
Source: RefSeq, a predicted model, not a curated record